GACGAUCAGACCAGAUUUCAUGCUGCUUUGACUCUCAGAAAUAUGUCUAAAGAAGUAAUUAAACGGUGGUCGACUGACUCGACUCCAGGUCGCUGUAUGCGUUAUUGGCUGCAAGUGCUGUCAUUGUCCAGUUGAUGCCUCUUUCAGCUACCCAGAAAAGCAACCUAUUGAGAAGCCUCAUGUUGGGCAUUCAGAAUGGAAAUCUCACUGCGAAAGGAACAUAUAUGCGAUGUCUCAGUCAGUAUUUUGGCAAGGACGAAGAAUUCAAGCAGAUAGCUUUGCAGGAAACCAAUUUCAUGGCGACAUUGGUUACUGAGCUCUUUGGCACUGAAACUCAUUACUUAAGGUCUCAGCACGAGCAUGUAAUGCCUGCAUUCUUGAGCAUCAUACGUUGCAAACUUCGAGCUGUUAAAGAUGGCACUGAGAACAUCAGGGAUGUAAUUCAAAAGGUCCUUGAGGCAAUGUGUGUCGAACUUUGGCUUGACGAGGGGGAUGGUUAUGUGCUCCUUGGCGGAAUUUUAUCUAAUGAUGAUUUGGUAUCACUGCUCCGCAAGAAAUCUCCAGGAUGGCGCCUAGCUCCAGAUAUGGAAUCAGUGGGGAAGAUAAUCAUUUUUGAGAUGAUUCAGUUAACUCGGUCUACGCAAAUCCGGAAUAAGGGGUCACAGAGCAACUUGGGCCAUACUCUGAAUCGGGUUCAAGAUUUUCUUAAUAUGCUGUAUAACUGUGAUGACAAGUUACGUCGGCUUAUCAAUGGUAGCGAUGCCAUCGGGACGAUUAUCAGAGCUUUGAAGCACCGAAUGUCUCGAGUAAAGGCAGUUGAGUUUCUCGAGUCGCUUGCCAAGCGAGAUAGAGACAAUAAUACAAAAGAUGGCUCGCGGUUUAGGCCUCUGUUAACCGACAUCAUAGAACUCGGUAAAAAGACAAUGAAGAACGACAAGAGCCCAAUAUUCGCUGUAUUUCAAAGGGACGGUGCCACGAACAACGGCGAGGGUGCACAGCCACUGGUAAAUGUGCGAGACGCUUUAAGGGCACUUGUACCCUACGAGUAUCUCAGGAAACACAUUCUAGAACCCAAAAACUUUGAGAUAAUAAGCAAGAGCAUCGAUAUUCACGAUAUCAUACAAAAGCGCCGAGGAGAUCGAGUCGAAGCUGAGAUAGCUAGGGUCAAGUGCUUGAAGGCGCUCAUUGCCUAUCCCGAUGCCCUCGAAGUGAUGAAAACUGACCUGAUACGUCCGGUAUUGCACCUACAUCAGGCCUUCAACGACGAGUCAGGAUCCAGCCAGUGGCUUCAUAUGUGGUCAGACUGCGGUACGCUGCUGGAGGAGACGUUGAUGGAAUUUAGGAACAAGGCUGAAAAGCACUUGAUACCUCUUGAUGCAGACGUUAAGGAGAGGCUGGAGCGGUUUCGCCGGGCCCAGUCCAGUGGAGAAGGAGACCACAGGGUUGCGCAGACGAGUGGGAUGGGAUCAGCCAACGAGGCAGGCGCCUCGGAAUCACUGAGUAUGGGUCGGCCUUCCUCGGAUGAUGAUGAUAGUUGACAACCUGCAACACGCCUCGAUAUGAGCGAAGACGCGAUCGGCCUGCCUCGGAGUUGCUCUAAUAAUCUUCAGUGAUGCAUUUAAUUUAAUAUGCACCUUUCUCUGAAGCCAUUUGCAUGUAUUCUCUGCCUGUCCCUGUAGUAGACAGGGCGC
This is a messenger RNA of Desarmillaria tabescens, 1691 nucleotides long. RefSeq lists its product as uncharacterized. Lineage: Eukaryota; Fungi; Basidiomycota; Agaricomycetes; Agaricales; Physalacriaceae. Bases 135 to 1538 code for a protein of 467 amino acids. The transcript has 9 exons. The record is from RefSeq and is a predicted model, not a curated record.